AUGGUAUCAAUUGAGAAUCGCAAAAUAUUACACAGAUCAUCAUUAUCAUUAUUAUCAAAUAUCAAUGAUAACAAUGGUCUUUCACUUUGUCAAGUUUGCUUCGAACCAUUUAAGCAAAAUAUUUGCAUCCCAAAACUUCUACCCUGUGGUCAUAGCUUUUGUCAUGAUUGUAUUACUGCUUUAAAAUUCAGUUCAAUUUACAUAUGCAAAUGUCCGAUAUGUCGUUAUUCAUUUCCAUUACGAUACGAUACAAAAUUUCCAACCAAUUACAGCCUGCUUGCUUUAAUUUUUUCUUUUAUCAAAUUAAAUCGUUAA
Loa loa (African eye worm) is the source of this 315-nucleotide messenger RNA. RefSeq lists its product as hypothetical. Bases 1 to 315 code for a protein of 104 amino acids. The record is from RefSeq and is a predicted model, not a curated record. The transcript has 3 exons. Lineage: Eukaryota; Metazoa; Nematoda; Chromadorea; Rhabditida; Onchocercidae.